Messenger RNA from Vitis vinifera (wine grape), 760 nucleotides. RefSeq lists its product as uncharacterized. Lineage: Eukaryota; Viridiplantae; Streptophyta; Magnoliopsida; Vitales; Vitaceae. The coding region runs from base 287 to 760 and encodes 157 amino acids. The record is from RefSeq and is a predicted model, not a curated record. The transcript has 2 exons.
UCUAAGUAGAAAUCAUUCGGGAUAUCUCAGGCCUAUGAUAUUCGGGAUAUCCACUCUUUUGCUUUAUUUUCGGAGAAAAAGAAGUCUCAGACGAUGUUUCUAGUAUAGACUGACUGCAUACUUUUCCAAGUUUGAAAGAGCCGCAUGUUGGAAUCUGUUAGAAGUUUCAGUGCAAUCUGUUUUGUUUUUCCUCUACCACCAAACGAAGCCUUAAUCCCUUUUCUGGGUUUGUUUGUUUCUCCACGAUAUUGUGUUGAAGCAGAAAGGGGUGGUUCAAAAGUUCAAAAUGGGUUGUGUUUCUUCCUGUUUCGGCCCGAGGGAUUGGGAAGAUAACCAAGACAGGUCCAUCCACACAAACCGCACCUGUCCCGGUGCCUUCAUUCCCAACUUUCUCAACAAGUAUGUACAAAUAUUAGGCACCAGACAGAUGCGUACCAUUCGGUGUGCUGCCUCUUCAAAUUUUACAGUGGGACUUGAUGAUACAGUAUCUAACACAGAUGGGUUUCGUCCUAGAUCUUUGCCAUGUAAUGCGAAUCCUAGAUGUUCCAAUUUGCAACUGGGUGGACGAACCACAAGCCAUGAGAAAGGACCUUGUCAUUUGCUGAAAGAUUCUGAACCACACGGGAGAAGCAAUAUUCAGGCGGGCCUGGAACUUGUUAGCGGGGGAGGCACACUCAGUAGGUCUUACUGUGAAGGGGGAUCAAGAAAAUGCUAUUCUGAGUCCACUAGUGGAGCCAUCAACAGCAGAAGUGGCCGGUAG